AUGGCCAUCAAGAAGCUGAAAAUCGCCUGUUCCGGCCUGGGACGCAUGGGUGCCCGCCAUGCCCUCCACUUCCUCGAAAAGACUCCUCGCGCCGAACUCGUCGCCGCUUUCUCUCCCGAUGAGAAGGAGAUCGCCUGGGCACGCUCGAAGCUCGAACCCUUCGGCGUGAAACUCUACACCGACUAUGAAGAGAUGCUGAAACACCCGGGUCUCGAAGCCGUGGUGGUUGCUACCGCCACGACCGUCCACGCCGAACAGGCGAUCAAGGCCAUUGAGAAGGACCUGCACGUGCUGUGCGAGAAGCCAUUGAGUACACGGGUGGAUCUGAGCCAAGGGGUGGUGGAUGCCGCGAAGAAGAAGCCGCAUUUGAAAGUCAUGUGUGGGUUCUCGAGACGCUUUGACGCCUCAUACCGCGAUGCAUACAACAGAUUGGACAACGGGGACAUCGGCCGUGCAUGUGUCUUCCGAAGCCAGACCUGCGACAAGCUCGAUCCCUCCGGCUUCUUCGUCGACUACGCACAAUUCUCCGGCGGCAUCUUCGUGGACUGCAAUAUCCACGACAUCGAUCUCUGCCUCUGGUACUUCGGCGACAGCAGAGUCAAAUCCGUCACGGCGGUAGGAAUCACGGCCGUACAGCCUGCUCUGAGGAAAUACGGUGAUGUCGACAAUGGCGUCGGCGUGGUGGAAUUCCACGACGACAGGGUCGCGUACUUCUACAGCAGCAGAAUCAUGGCCGCGGGACAACACGACAUGACCGAGGUCAUUGGCACAGAAGGAAAGCUCACGAUCAACGCAAACCCUAUGGGUGGAUUGGUAGAAAUGAGCGAGCCCAGCGGUGUCAGGAGAGAAAUUCCACGUAAGUCAACCACCACCACCACCACCCACCACCACUCCUCUCGUACCAUCGUGUACUGACAUUAACGAUUCCUAGCCGAUUACUACGGCCGUUUCAAAGAGGCCUUCAUCACCGAAGCAAACGAGUUCACAGAAGCCUGCUUGGAAAACAAGAAGCUCCCCUUCAAGAUCUCCGCGGCUGUAGAUGCCGUGCGCAUCGGGUGCGCCCUGCAGGAGAGCCUGCGCUCCGGCAAGAAAAUCUACUUUGACGAGGUUGGAAAUCGGAUAGAGAAGGCGAACUUAUAA
Messenger RNA from Lecanosticta acicola, 1140 nucleotides. The record is from the annotation of a GenBank genome assembly. Lineage: Eukaryota; Fungi; Ascomycota; Dothideomycetes; Mycosphaerellales; Mycosphaerellaceae.